Messenger RNA from Hydra vulgaris (swiftwater hydra), 2878 nucleotides. Its product is annotated as neuroendocrine convertase 1. The record is from RefSeq and is a predicted model, not a curated record. Gene Ontology annotation, cellular component: membrane. Lineage: Eukaryota; Metazoa; Cnidaria; Hydrozoa; Anthoathecata; Hydridae. Gene Ontology annotation, molecular function: serine-type endopeptidase activity. Gene Ontology annotation, biological process: protein processing.
CAACUCCGUGAAAAAGAAGUUUAUGCGCAACACCCACGGAUGCGCAAAUAUUGGAACCAUUAUUACAUACAAAAACAAAACACUUUUAAGUAUCAACAAAGACCAAUGAAAUAAUAUCCCCCCUCUUAGCAGCUGUACACAUAGCGGGGGAAGUAUAGUACAUACGAGAAAUGGGUAACUAAAAACUAACCUUAUACUCCAAGAAUCAUUAGUGGAAUGAAAUGAAUUUAUACCAUGUUACAUUAAAGAGAAAUUUUAUUUUAUUUUCAUGCUCUAUAGUUAUUUUAUUUUCAUUUUGCUGUGCUAAUGAUGAAGAUGGUAGCGAUAUCGAUCCCGGAAAAUAUUAUACUAAUGGCUGGGCCAUAAAAUUAAAAGGAGACGAUACUUUUGAAAAAGCUAAAAGAAUUGCGGAUAAAUAUGGGUUCGAUAAAGUUACAAAGGUCGGUUCGUUAGAGGGAUUUUACCAUCUUGAACAUCCUCAUCAUCCUACUCGCUCAAAGCGUUCAUCUGAAAGUCGUACAGACACUCUACUACAAGAUGAAGAGAUUUUUUGGGCUGAACAGCAACAUGAAUAUAAACGAGAAAGGCGUGGCUUACAUCAUCAACAUGUUGUAACUAGAGGUAUCGAACCCAGAUUUGCUGAUCCAUUAUGGGAGGAGCAAUGGUAUCUGGAUGAUAAGCGAUCGCAAAUGGAUCUUGAUGUUAAUGUCAUUCCUGUCUGGAAGUCUGGUAUAUCAGGGAAAGGUGUUGUUGUAACAAUUUUGGAUGAUGGCAUUGAGCAUAAUCAUACAGAUUUAGAAAGGAAUUAUGAUCCUGCAGCCAGUUGGGAUGUAAACGACAAUGAUCCUGAUCCUUUCCCAAGAUAUGAUCCUACCAAUGAAAAUAAACAUGGUACCCGUUGUGCUGGAGAGGUAGCUGCCCAAGCAAAUAAUUCAAAAUGCGGUGUUGGAGUAGCUUAUAAUGCACGCAUUGGGGGAGUUAGAAUGCUAGAUGGACGAGUAACAGAUCGUGUAGAGGCUGAAUCUUUAAGUUUAAAUCCGCAAUAUAUAGAUAUUUAUAGUGCCAGCUGGGGGCCAAGUGAUGAUGGUAUGACUGUAGAGGGACCAGGAACACUUGCAUCAGCUGCGUUUCUUAAUGGAAUAACAAAGGGUCGAGGCGGAUUAGGUUCUAUCUACAUUUGGGCUUCAGGUAAUGGAGGAAGGCAUGAUGAUAGUUGUAACUGUGAUGGAUACACUGCAAGUAUUUAUACAUUGUCUAUCAGCUCAAGUUCUGAUCAUGGAGAAAGUCCUUGGUACAGCGAGGCGUGUGCUUCAACUUUAGCAACAACACUAAGCAGUGGUGCUCAUGGGGAGAAAAGAAUUGUAACAACUGAUCUUCAUAAUCAAUGUACAGAAAGACACACGGGUACAUCUGCAUCCGCUCCGUUGGCUGGUGGAAUAAUUGCAUUAGCUUUAGAACAGAAUCCUAAAUUAACUUGGCGGGAUGUACAACAUAUUGUGGUGCACACAGCUAACUGGAUUCCACUGAAGCGCGAUCCUGAAUGGAGAAUGAAUGGAAUAGGCUUGCAUGUAAAUGAAAAGUUUGGUUUUGGAUUAUUAGAUGCUGAUCGUAUUGUUCAAAUGGCAAAUCCAGAAACAUUUAAAACUGUUCCUACUAAAAAAGAAUGCAAAGGAAAAACUUUUACUGAUGCUAGAUCAUUGCGUUGGGAUCAACCUUUAGUGUUAGAGAUAGAAUCUGACGGUUGUCAACAUUUAAAGGAGGAAAUUCGUUACCUAGAACACGUGCAAUUAGUUUUAUCAAUAGAAUAUACUCGUCGUGGGGAUCUUACCAUUUUCGUAACAACUCCCAUGGGUACGCGUUCAGUUCUUUUGCCGGUUCGAAGUGAAGAUUCUUCUGAUGAAGGGUUCAAAAGAUGGGCUUUUAUGACUACACAUGCUUGGGGCGAAGAUCCUCGAGGUAUUUGGACUUUAGAAAUUAAAGAUGGCGGUGAAUCUCGAACUAAUACUGGAAUGCUCCGUGAUUGGCAAUUAGUUUUACACGGAACAAAAGAGAAACCCCACCAUCAAAACAUUACUCACCCUGAAAUACCAAUUCAUAGAAAAGCAAUUCCUGACGAUGUUAAGAAUAACGGAAAAAGUUCCGUUCAAAUUACGCAAAUAACUUAUACUUUUGGAGAACAAGCAUUGCCAUCUCAAACUAUUCUUCCUCCGAAUGAGCCGUUUUCUCAAAUGUUUCCAAAUAGUUUAAAUUUACCGAUUCAACAGCAACAACAAUUUCCCAGUUUAUCGAGUAAUCAGAACCCUAUAGAGUCUCUUCAAAAUAGCAUUAGUAAUGACUUUAACUUCAAUUUAAAUAAUAAUAACUUUAACCCGUAUUCUGGUUCUAGUAUAUCAGCAUACGCAAAUGAUGCAAACUUUAAUACUAAUACUAAUAACUAUAACAACAACAACAAUGCCAAUGCUCUGUCAAAUUUGCUUAGCUCUCAGACUUUAGCGCAAUUGAGCAAAGUUCAGCAGCAACUUGAACACCCUUUAAAUUCUGUAACACAACUUUCAAACAUUCAGGCCUAUCAGCCUGGUAAUAAUCAGUUCCCAGUAAAUAUGGUUGGGAGAUCUUUAGGCUGGUCUCAAUCGCCAAACUUACAACAACUUUAUCCUGUUCCCAACGCAAAUUUAUGGGACUUCUUUGGACGAAUGAAUUCAAAAAGAGACAUUUAUGGAGAAGACAUAACAUCAUCUGCUAAGUUAAGGAGGAAAACGAGUAAAAAAAGAAAUAGCUUAAUUGAGGCAUUGGAAAAAAUGAGAAAUGUUUAAUAUUAUGGUGUUUAUAUAUUUUUUUGUAUUCGGCUCACUUUAAAUACAAUAAGCUCUGAGGUUAA